This is a messenger RNA of Grus americana (Whooping crane), 9357 nucleotides long. It is a transcript of the gene LRCH2, whose product is annotated as leucine rich repeats and calponin homology domain containing 2. The record is from RefSeq and is a predicted model, not a curated record. Bases 67 to 2376 code for a protein of 769 amino acids. Gene Ontology annotation, molecular function: protein binding. The transcript is spliced from 22 exons. Lineage: Eukaryota; Metazoa; Chordata; Aves; Gruiformes; Gruidae.
CCUGCGCAGUGGCGGCGUGGCGGCCCUGGCUGUUGUUAUUGUGGUGCAGGUCUGCGCCGCGCGAAGAUGGCGGCCGGGCAGGGGGGCGGUGGCGGUAGCAGCAGCGGCAGCAACGGCAACGGAAAUGGAGUGGGGGGGCUGGGGAUCCCCGGUCACCUCACUCUCUCUUUCUCGGCUGGGCCGCACUGGGGCGCGGCGACUUUGCCGCAGCCGCAUACGGUACGCAGCCUGGACCGGGCCCUGGAGGAGGCGGGCAGCUCGGGCAUCCUCUGCCUCAGCGGGAGGAAGCUGCGCGACUUCCCCGGCAGUGGCUACGACCUCAGCGACACCACGCAAGCAGAUCUUUCGAAGAACAGAUUUACUGAAAUUCCUCCUGAUGUCUGGCUGUUUGCACCACUGGAAACUUUAAAUUUGUAUCACAACUGCAUCAAAUCAAUUCCAGAAUCUAUUAAAAACCUGCAAAUGCUUACCUACCUUAACAUUAGUCGAAAUCUUUUGUCAACGUUGCCAAAAUACCUGUUUGAUCUUCCACUUAAAGUUCUAGUUGUCAGUAAUAAUAAGCUGGUCUCCAUUCCAGAAGAAAUUGGAAAGUUGAGAGAUCUAAUGGAGUUGGAUAUUAGCUGCAAUGAACUUCAGGUUCUUCCCCAGCAGAUAGGAAAAUUGCAGUCACUUAGAGAAUUAAACAUAAGAAGAAAUAAUCUCCAUAUGUUGCCAGAUGAAUUAGGAGACCUUCCCUUGGUAAAGCUGGAUUUUUCUUGUAAUAAAAUUACGGAAAUUCCAAUUUGUUACAGAAAGUUACGUCACUUACAAGUUAUAGUUUUGGAUAACAAUCCAAUGCAGAUACCACCAGCACAGAUAUGCUUAAAGGGUAAAGUACAUAUAUUUAAAUUCCUCAGCAUUCAGGCAUGCCUCAGAAUAGAUAAAAAACCAGAUUCUUUGGAUCUUCCGUCAUUAGGUAAACGAAUCCCCUCCCAGCCGCUCACAGACAGCAUGGAGGACUUUUAUCCCAAUAAAAACCAUGGACCAGACUCUGGCAUCGGAAGUGAUAAUGGUGAUAAAAGGUUGUCCACAACAGAACCAUCUGAUGAUGAUACAAUCAGCCUUCACUCCCAGAUAUCAGAAUCAACGAGGGAACAGACAUUAAGGAAUGACAAUCACGUAAUGGGAAGUAAACUCGAUCCACAGAGAGACCAGGAGGUGUAUGAUUAUAUUGAUCCGAAUGCAGAAGAGGGAGCUGUUCCUGAGCAAGGAGAUGUACAGAUUGGACCAUUGCUGUCUUACAUCAAGGAACGUGGAAAACGUCCUGAGAAAUCUCAGAAAAUAGAACAGAAUGACGACUGGGGAGAUGAAAAAAGACUUCAGAAAGAACAGCUUCUGGCUGAAGAUGAUGAUGAACUCAAAGAAGUGACUGACUUGAGAAAAAUAGCAGCUCAGUUACUGCAGCAAGAACAAAAACACAGACGAAGGCCAUUAAGCUAUAGAACUUCAUUCAGUGAAAAACUCUUCCAGAGGACAAGGGCGGCAGGACGUGCAUCAAGGCUUCUUAAUCAUUCAGUUUCAGUAAGCACAAGGAACAGGCCAAAGCAGCCAAUGGAAUCUGAAAAAUGUGUCUCAACAGAUGAAGUGAAUUCCCCAGUGUCCCCAUACAGCUGGCAGCCACUGGAAAACCAGAAGGAUUCAAUGGAUGAGCAGCAUUGGCCAGAAACACAGCCAGUGAUUUGGCAGAAUGAAGAAAGAAGGAGAAGUAAACAAAUUAGAAAAGAGUAUUUCAAGUAUAAGUCUUCCAGAAAGAGUUCAAGUGGAAAUGAAAAUGAUGAGCAAGACAGUGAUAAUACUAAUGUGUCCCCACAGUCUCCUGUGUCGUCUGAGGAUUAUGAAAGGACAGAUAGUAACACUCAUGGUCCAUUUGGUCUCAAACCAAGGUCAGCUUUCAGCCGUGCAUCUCGCCAGGACUAUGGUGCAGUGGAUCCUGGAUUUACAAUGAGGAGGAAAAUGGAGCAUUUAAGGGAAGAAAGGGAACAAAUAAGACAGCUUCGCAAUAAUCUUGAAUCAAGGUUAAAAGUAAUUUUACCAGACGACAUUGGAGCAGCAUUGAUGGAUGGAGUAGUUCUUUGCCAUUUAGCCAAUCACAUAAGACCACGUUCUGUUGCCAGCAUUCACGUACCAUCGCCAGCAGUGCCUAAACUCAGUAUGGCAAAGUGCCGAAGAAAUGUUGAAAACUUUCUUGAUGCUUGUAAAAAACUGGGCGUUCCACAGGAGAGACUUUGCUUGCCUCAUCACAUUCUGGAGGAAAGGGGUCUGGUGAAGGUUGGCCUCACAGUUCAAGCUCUGCUUGAAUUGCCAGUGUUGAAAGUAUCUCAGCUUUCCUCCAUGUGACACGACUUCUUGGAAACUAGACGACUUACCAUUCGAUCUGUUGAUUUGGAUUGCUCUGAGGCAGUUCUGCUUCCUACACAGGAACAUCCAAGCCAUCAAAAACUAGUAUCUGUCUAGAUGCUGUAGAGAGCCUUACUUUGGAGUUGUAUGUGAAAACCUUGAAGUCAGCUGACAGUUAAAAGAACAUUUUUUUUUUUUGUAAUUGAAUGCACAAAGAGAUUGUGGUAGCAUCAGGUUCUCUUUCCAGUUAAUUUAAGUUAAAAGCUGCCAUUUAACAUCUCACAGUGUUACAGGUAAAUGUUGGGUUUCUUUUUCUACAUUGAAAAUGUUGUUUGAAUUAUUUUGAAAUAUAAAGCACGCGCCCCCCCCUUCAGUCUUUCAAGUCAAUCAUUUGAUUUAAAGGUAAGAAAAAAAUGUAGCGAUGGUAUGAUGGUAAAAAUGCGAGCGACUGAUCACUUGUAAUCCACUUUCACUCUCUCAGAAAGCUUAAUAUUUGCGUUCUUUAUUUUUUGCACUCCUGAUUGUAACUUACACACUUCUAACAUUGCCAGUAUUUAGUCUGAGUGUAUGGUGAUUAUACAAAACAGUAUACAGUGGGAAAAGGACACAUUUUACUGAGUUUUUUCCAGUCUUCUAGGUUGGCGCCAAAUAUUUUUCAGUUGUACUGUAGAUUGUUUACAUGUGAAGUGCCUGUGUAAUUGAUAACUCUUAAUAGUCUUAAACAUUUUUGAAAUUUCUUUGUUUAAAAUAGAUAAAAUGGAAAUUUUUAAAUAUUUUAAUAGUUUUUUGUAAAAUCAGUACGUGAAGAUUUAAGUAAUACUUCACAUUUUUGAUGUUGGGUGUUUUAAGUUUGUUGCACAAUUUAAUUGGUUAUUUUGUUGUCUAAUAAUUAGAAAAUGCUGUAAAUACUUUUUAUUUAUGAUAUUUAAUUUGAUAAUACCUAAUCACUUUUGGUUUAAUGUAUUGUUGGACAAAAAAAAGUUGUCUACUUUUCUUUGUUUGGGACAAACAAAUAUACACGGUGAGUAAAGACAUGAGGACUAGUGAUGCAUACAGAGUAAUUUAGGACAUUUUGAUAAAACUGCCAAAAUCUCAGGUUUACGCUGUGACUUUCAGGAUUUUGUGUAAUCUUUCAGGAUUUUGUGUAAUAUUGCUCCUGAUCUCACAUUACAUUUUUACAACAGGUAUAUCCAUAAUUUAGUUGAGAAAUAUCAGUGUUUAUCUUUUUAGUGUUUAUGGAAUUUAUUGUGUAACUUACACAAGUGUGGCAUAGCACACAAAUCAGUUUGUACAAAUGUCACUGUGCUGAGACAUUAGACUUCUCUUCAUAAAUGUGAAAAAGAAAAAUUUCCACUGUGGUGGUUUUUUGAAACUUCUGAGUUUAUGUAUUUGUUUGCUUCUGCACAAAUUCUCGGUCUUUUGAGAACAUUCUGAAACCAUACACAGUUGAGUUCUUCUCCAAACAAGUUGCAAAUAAUUUUAGUAAUAAAUCUGUUUGCAUUAGUUUGUUCUUCAUGAAUAGGUAGCUUAAUUAAAAAAAAAAAAAGUUCUGACUGUCACAGAUUAUUCUACUUCAGGCUAAGUUAAUUUCAAUUGAAGGAUGUUUGCCAAGUGUGUAACAAGAUUUGAUUCUGUUCUUCCCAAUUGAUCAAGACCCCAUGUAAUAUAAUUCAUAAAAGAAUGAGGGAGGGGCAUCAUUUGCUCCUUACUUCGUUUGCAAUAGUCCUUAAAAUCAAUAGCUGAGAGGAAAAAUAACCUUUUUCUGAUUACAAGAUUUUAAAAGGUACAUUAUUUUUAAAUCCCUUGAAAUAAGCUGAUUCAUGUGUAAUAGUUAAAAAUCACUAUUAACACAGCUCAUGAAGAGGCUGGUGUAAAACUUAAUUUGCAAAGUCCUAGAUAUAACUCUUAAGUUACAUAAAUACUUGUUUAGGAACACUAGAUUGCUGUGACCUUUCAAAUAUGGUAUUUCAAAUCUCUCUCUUUUUUAAAUCAUUCACAUAAUACUCAAUUUUAACUUCAAUCUCUGUUUUUCAUUAAAGGCAGUAUCUCAAAAGUCAUGCUAAGACUAAAAAAGUAAUAUAAUUCAUGAAGCAAAAUGCUUAUUGUCUGCUACAUCUGAAGAACACAACCAUUCAAAAAGAAUGUCAUUGUCUUUCAAUUCCUUGCUAUGGUAUUUGACAACAACGAAGUUCUGUUUCAGUAUGUUAGCUAUAGAAUUGCACACUGUAAACUGUCACUUUCAGUUAUCUGGCUUAAACUCAUCUACACUACUAUUUCAUUAUCAUAUUUAAAUAUGUUUUCUGAUCUUAAGAUAACUUUUUUCCUACUAGAACUAAACUUACAAAGUUACAUCACAGGGUAAACAUUAAGAAUUCCUGUGAUGUAGUAUGCCAGAUGCUUACAAUUUUUUUAAGCUUAGCUUAUUUCAUAAGUAACUUGAAAACUGGAUGUGAAAUUAAUGUACUUAUUUUAAACUGUAUCUCUGAAGUUGAAAACUACUAAAAUAACUUUUUUUUUUAGUGCUCUGGAGUUCUUCCCCACAAACUUGCUAGAAACAGUUGUGCUUUUCCAUUCAUUGGAAAUUACUAUGGCCUUCUUCAUGCUUAUGGGGAAUGAUAAUCAUGAUUCUUCCAGGGCUUCCUUUUUAGCAUUGCAAAGAUUCAGACCUUCAUGUAUCCUUAGGUCCACUGUGCCUGGAUUAAUCUUUUCUCAUCUUUCUUUAGCUGCUUUUACAAAUAAUAAUAAUCUAAAGCCUUGCUAAAAUUGGCUGUUCCCAUUGUGAUUUUUUUAGGAGCAACUGCAAAAAAGAUGCUAAAAAAGUUUUGAAAUUUAAGUUUUCAUUUUAUAGGAGCCUGUGGAAAUUGUUGCUGUCUUCCUUGUACAAGGAUUUGCCUACUCUCCCCUUUUUCCCUUUUCAUUUGAUUCCCAGCAUCAUCUUAGUUAUUUUUGUUUCUUCACAGAUCUAGUGACUUCCCAUUUUCAUUAUGGCAUGCCGCUUUCCUCCUUCCUAUUUACUUUUUAAAAACAAAUUGCUCCAGUGGCAUUGGUGAAUUACUGUGAUUCCAGAAUCCUUGCUACCAACAUCUAUUAUGUUGGAGAUACCCUUUUCCUAUUUUGUUUAUGAUGCGAUGUCAUCACUUGAUACUUGGUAUAGCUGAUAGGAUGGUUAAAAACAGAGGCCUGCAGAAUUCCUAUUAUGGCCACUCAGUUUUUACUUUGGAUGUGAAGAAAAGUUAGCGUUAAAAGCUUUAGUUUUUCUAAUAAAUUUGAGUUAACUAGGGUGCUUUUGUUAUUGUGAAUGCUGUAUAAAGUUACUGCGUUAAUGUGGUACGAACUGUAAAUCAGAGUUGCAUCAACAUACUGACAGGGCUUCUGGCCUUGUUUAUUUUUUCUGGUUUUUAUGUCAUUGGAUGCAGUAUGUCGCACACGAAUGAUCUUUCGUUUAAGCAAUAAUGUCCCAGAUCUUGUGAGAUCUUAAAGUAGUGGCAUUAAAGUAAUUGUUGUAAAGUGUGACUUCCCACACAGUAUCUCAGAAAUGCUUCACUUCCAUUAUAUAAUACUGCUAAUCCAUUGUGCUAGCUGGGGCACUGCUGGGCAUGCAGAAAAGCAUCUAUACCCCUGUAUCGAGAGGCCUUCCAGAAUAUGACCAGGAACUGAAAUUAUCAUAAAAUAUGGAGGAAUACAUUUGAAACAAAUGUGACAUCAUAAGAAUUUCUGGGUAAAAUCUGAUCUUAACUGAAGUCAAUGCAAGUUUUGCUCUUGACUUCAGUAAAGAUUUCACCUUUUUAUUUCAUGGAACACCUGACCAUAGCAACUAUGGCUUAAAGUUGUUUGACACUAGCAAAGCUUUACUGUCAAAUUCUUGAGUAAAAAUAGCGAUCUCUGGUAAGUCAAAGGAAGCUGUAAAAUAUUACACUGAUUCCUUUAUUUAAUACAAAUUUUCUGAUAUGUCAUAGGAAAAAUUACUCUGAAGCACAGCUUUCAUACUAUGGGAGGGUAUGUCACCUCAAUAAAAUUACAGGUUAAGGACUACCAUCAGUUACAUACUGCGCUAGAAACUUUAUUACAGAUAUCUUACUGUUUAGUUGCAGUCUUCUCAGAUUUUGACAUAAAUCUGUAGCCAAAUUGAAACAAAAAAUGAAAAGGCAUCUAUUUUCACUAAAACUGAAUUUCCAUGUGUCUUCUCAGUAUUGAAGAGAAGGACAAAGGUCUGGCACUUCUUCCUUCUGCUGAUUUCUUAAAUGCUUGUAUGAAAGGUAGCUGUUGUCUAUAAUACAGCUGCAGUCUGCCAGUUUGUCUGUAUACCAAUGCAGAGGUAAAGCACGUUAAUAAUUCAGCUGAUUUCAACUGAAAGAAACUUGUGGGAGUUUUUAGCACUUUCUGCAGAUAGAUGAUCUUGCAUUGGUAAAUCAAAUUUCUCUUUCAAGAGGUUUGUCAAAUAAACAGUGACCUCUACUUGAAAAACAAAAGCAAAUAAACGAAAUAGCACCCCAACACACACAAAACUGGUGAAAUGUGUCCUGUUUACAGGUGACUGUCUUUAGAAUUUAAAAAAAGUGAAUGAGAAAGGCAAAGUUCAAGGAGAGGGUGCUCUGAGUUGAUUUCACGUUGAAUCACUUCACAAUGAAAAGCCUUUAGAUUUAGUAGAGAAAGAAAUAGAUAUUUUGUAGCCGCUUCAUGCUGAGGGAGGCAGAUCCUUAUGUACAUGGCGCUUUCCAUAGAGGUUAUAAUAACAAAUUUGGCAUCUUUGUUUUCUCAAAGGCUGUCUGUUUUGCAUAGCUUUAUCCCAGUGCUGCAGAAAGCAUUGCUGAGUGUGUAGAGAACAUUGCCCAUUCCAAGCCCUGGGUAGGGUACCUGGCUGGUGCCGCUUGCACUGCCCUCUGGCUUGGUAAUGAGACUGGCUUGUGCGGUACAACUUUAGAAGGACACACCUCCUUGCUUCAUGCUGCUGCUGCCUCCUGCAUAGGCUGCAGAAUUCUUUUAAAUAGAUGUUUGCAAUCUAAAUAAAAACACUAAGGAAAGCAAUUAUUUGAGAGUAAUAGGUAAGUAGAUGUUUACCAAUAUUUAACUUCCACCAGCAAAGGAUGAUGUAGCGAGACAGAGGAAGCUUGCUCUAGUAAAUACAGAACUUCAGUGACUGAAAAUUGUACCAUGACUCUUAACAGGUUAGUGUGCCACUUAUCCUUCCAUGUGAGUGAAUCAAAACAGCAAUACUGUUUCUUGUUCCAUACGCAACACGCUGUGGGUUAUACAAAUGGAGGGAAAGGCAAACUGUAUUUUUUAAUCAGGAAUUUUAUGGCACAGAUCUUCUUGGUAAAAUAAAUGUGAAGGUAAAAAAUUUUCUUCCUGUGAAGAAAAUUUCUGCUGACCUUGACUGUUAAAAUGGAGAACAUAUGUGAUUAACUGAAUUUUAAUUUAAACUUGCCACCACAGAGGAGCGCUUCUGGCUCCUGUGUUUCUUAUGUAAUGAAAUGCUGCUUUGCUUUAUUUGUGUUCAAGUAUUUCACAGUACAGUUCUAACCACGUAUUAUCUUAAAAUUGUGGUAUUGCAGUACCAAUACUACAAUUUUUGACUUUUUCUUCUUUUAACAUGGGAGGCAAAAUUGCUAUAAUCGCUCUGUUUCUAUAGAAGCAGUACAAGUUGUUAUAAAAAUGACAUAAUCAGUCAUUUUUAGUUCAAAUGUUUUAUAGACAUCUACAUUUUCAAAGAAAAUUUUUUAAUGUGGUUUUUCCAGACACAUUUUAGAAUCCUAAUCUUUAAACAAACAAACCCAAAAAGUGUCUCCAGGACUACUGUAGUAUCUUGGCAAAUAUUAAAGGAGAAGAAUAGAUCAAACUGACAGAAAAUUAAUUGCUUUGGGAAACUUUCUAUUUUGGCAGUAUUAGGUUUACGCUUGGACUCGAUUAUCUUAAGGGUCUUUUCCAACCUAAAUGAUUCUAUGACUUCAGUGAAACCAGAAUUUCCCUCAAUAGUUUGGUAACUGGGCUACAACACGCAGUCCUUUAAAAUGAAUUCUUGGCACUAAUAAGGAUUUCCUCACUACUUUCAAUAUUGUGUGAAAUAAGGCAAAUUAACUUUUUUCCCCACGAUAGUUUUAUGAAGACAGAUUGUGAACUAGAGAAUAUUUGGAAACUUUUUGUUUCAUUUUUAAAUACGAGUGAACUGGUGAAAUCUUUCCAGAAUUGCUAUAUUUGUUUAGGAUUUGGUCAUGCCAUUCCUGGCAUGGGAACUCCCAUUGUUCAGUAUCAAUACGCUUUCUGGAGCAUGUGCAAGAUGGUGCUCUUAACAUGCAAAUGUUAACACAGUUGUGUUUACUGAAUCAUUGUGUCACAUCAAGCAUUGCUGCAACUGUGGGAAUUCCCGGCUGCAAUUGUUCAUGUCUCUUGCACCAGCAGGUAAUGCAAGGCUUUGAUUCCCAUGAGGGAUGCACACCACAUUGCAAGAGAGUGGUUUGGUGGAUUACAUUGGGAAUAAUGUGAAUACUUCUAUGUAAUGUCUAGAACAAGGAAAAUGUGGUUGCUUUAUGAUUAUCAUUCAGUUGGUAUUCAGUUAUUUUAUUUUGUAACUUGUGAUUAUAAAACUCAGAAAACACAAUGUAAUCAAACAAUAUGUAAAUGUGUGCAGGAUGUGACAGAAGUAGGUCUGAGGCACAGUUGCAGAGUGAUCACUUAAAAAUGGAUGUUUAAAUAGUGUAUAUACUUGCAACUUCUUUGAUAGUGCAUUUUAAUUCAUUUUGCAUUUCAUAUUCUUGUAGAGUGCAUCUUUCACACCUCUGAUUGUCUACUUGUACAAUAUUGCAUGAAGUCUUUUUUCAGGACUUCCAUUAUUGCUGGAGCUUCCAACAUACAUGUUUCUUUUGGAAAAUGUUCCUAGUGUUAUUUUUUUGUAAAUAGUUUUUUGUAUUAAAUUUGCAUGGAUAAAACCCACAUUUCCAAAACCAGUGUACAUACUAUGUGUAUAAAAUACAAACUGUUUCAUAA